UGCAGUUAUUUUCGUAAAAGUAGAAUAAGGUCUUGAGCAUAAUGGGAAUUUCCUUACGGAGUGUUAAUGUAAGGAUACCAAAUGAGACAACGAGACUUAUUAUAAUGGCUUUUGCUGGAGUUAUUUUUGGCUUUUUUUUAGGAGCCUCCUUUCCAACAGUUUCAUUGACUAAGAUGAAUCUCCCAUCAACCCUAUUCCCUUCCAUGGAUCUUACAUAUAUCGAGGACAAAUAUUCCGGCCUUUCAACCCAAGAACUAUUUAAUGCUUUGAGCACUCUCAGGGCUAAUAGGGACACCUCAACGUAUUCAUACAAUUAUACCAAGAAAAAGGUGAAUCCCCUUUGUUUUGAUUAUCUAUGCAGCAUUACGAUUCAGGAACUUAGACUGUAGGCUUCCCCCGUCCUG
This is a messenger RNA of Hibiscus syriacus, 404 nucleotides long. RefSeq lists its product as uncharacterized. The record is from RefSeq and is a predicted model, not a curated record. Bases 42 to 389 code for a protein of 115 amino acids. The transcript is spliced from 3 exons. Lineage: Eukaryota; Viridiplantae; Streptophyta; Magnoliopsida; Malvales; Malvaceae.